Molecule: messenger RNA, 1828 nt
Organism: Phascolarctos cinereus (koala)
Lineage: Eukaryota; Metazoa; Chordata; Mammalia; Diprotodontia; Phascolarctidae
Source: RefSeq, a predicted model, not a curated record
UGGGUAAACUGCUUCCAUGGAAACCAGCGGCAGCUUUUACAGGUAGAAAGCAACCUCCUGAAGACUAACGGGGGAAGCUUGCUGGGAACCGGGGCCAGCAGGGAAACGCAAGAAGGAAAACACUGUCUUCGCGGGGCAAUCCCCACAGUCCGGUUGGACUCGGUACAUUCAGCAUCUUCCCGGUGUCUUCCUCACUGCCUGGUACCAACACUGCCUGGUAUACAUUCCACUUGUGCAGUCUGUCUGUCCUACCCCAGUUGGACCCAGUAGAGGUAAGUAAUGGGCAUUUGUCCCCAAAAGUAAGAGAGAUCUGGGAAUGAACAGAAAGCCUCAUGCCCCUGCCUCUUUACUCUAGCGAGCAGCUCUGGGUAAGCACAGAACUCCUGGCCCUGCGGGUACCCCUGUGUCUUUGUCCUGGACAUUUGACAGCUGAAGCCACUAUGUGGGUGCAGAGGGCUGAAGCUGUUUGUCCAAAACAGCUCAUUAAAGCAGAGUAUCCAGGUGCCUGGUUUGCAGGUCUGGUGACACCCUCUCCAUUCCUAGGCCCCUCCCCUGGGGAGGAAGGGAGGGAACCUUUUGCUUUCCGGGGGUUGUGUUCCCCGACCUCCAAGUCUUCGUGGGAGACCGAAAGACUGAGGGUGGUGGGUGUUCUUCCAGGAGAAGUACAGGCUUAGGUCUCCUGGAUGGAGCAGCCCAGGUCUGAGCGAUGGCCGAGAAACUGGGAAACGAGCCUGAGGCCGAAUGUCCGGUCUGCUGGAACUCAUUCAACAAUACCUUCCGGACCCCCAAGGUCUUAGACUGCCGCCACUCCUUCUGCAUUGAAUGCCUGGCCCACCUGAGCUUGGUCUCUUCCUCCCGGCACCGACUGCUGUGUCCCCUCUGCCGCCAGCCUACAGUCCUGGCUUCAGACCGGCCAGUGACUGACCUGCCCACAGACGCUGCUGUCCUUACGCUGCUCCGCCUGGAGCCCAAGCACAUCAUCCUCGAGGGCCGGCAUCUCUGCUUCAAGGAUGAGCGCAAGACCAGAUACUUCUUGCGCCAGCCCAGGGUCUACACUCUCAACCUGGGGACUGAGCCGGAGAACCAGGCAGGCACAGCCCAGCAGGGGGCAGCGCCCCCCGCCCCUGUGCCGGUCCCCAGCCACUUGUCCCUGCGAGAGUGCUUCCGGAACCCUCAGUUCCGCAUCUUUACCUACCUGAUGGCUGUCAUCCUCAGUGUUGCCUUACUGUUAAUUUUCUCCAUCUUCUGGACUAAACAGUUCGUCUGGGGUGCAGGGUAAGACAUGGGCAAGGACCACAAGCCAGUCAAUACAGGGAGUUCUGGGAGGGCCAGGCUUGAACUGGCUGCUACUGGAGAGACCCCCUCUCCCACUUUCCAGAUGGAUGGGGGAGCGGCUGAGCCCAGAACUAAUGCCCUUCUUCUGCAGCGUUUGGUCCUAUCACAAUCCAGGAGUUGGUAGUCUAUUUACUACUGAGAACUUCUGAGACCUGAAGGGGCUAAGAAGGGACCAAGGUGCCAUUUUCCCAAGGAUGCUGAAAUGGGAUUCCAGUUCUUUGUUGCUGGGGGGUGGGAGGAAGGUAUACCUCCAAAAGCUACCUCAGAAGGCAAAUCAAUAAUGGUCCCCCUGACUGUGAUGGAGAAGCAGGUUAGUGACAACAGAUGGAAACAUUUGGGAGCCUGUAAGCUCUACACCUUGGCUUCAGACCCCAAAGUAGGUCACCUUUCCCCUGAGCCCUCCCAGCUUCAGUCCUGGUUGUCCCAAGUUGUUUUCUCUCUGAUAGACCUCUAGAAAUUUGUGUGUAUGCCAGUCAGUCAAUAAACAGUUAUU